AUGGACGUUAUUUUCCUGGUAGCAUGUUGUGUAUGUUUAGUGGCUGGACGCCCACAAUAUGCUUACCCUGCCGCCACGCCCAUACCUAUCCUGGUGGACGAAAGGUUGCCCAUUGACCUGCAAGGAGGCUAUGGAUUCAGGAUCCAGACGGGAAACGGCAUCGCGUGGCAAGAGACAGGAGCGGCGGCCUCUAGGAGUGGACAGUACACGUUCACCCAUCCCGACGGCACUCCCCACACCCUCUCGUACACCGCGGGCGUGGGCGGUUUCCAGCCGGUGUCUGACCUCCUCCCGACGCCUCAUCCGCUCGAACCUUGGCAUAUCGAACAGAUCCGAUUCGCUGAAAGCCAAAGAGCGGCGGCGGCGGCAGCAGCUUCAGCAGCGGCGGCUGUUUAG
Molecule: messenger RNA, 396 nt
Organism: Penaeus monodon (black tiger shrimp)
Lineage: Eukaryota; Metazoa; Arthropoda; Malacostraca; Decapoda; Penaeidae
Product: cuticle protein AM1199-like
Exons: 5
Coding region: 1-396 (131 amino acids)
Cellular component (GO): chitin-based extracellular matrix
Molecular function (GO): structural constituent of chitin-based larval cuticle
Source: RefSeq, a predicted model, not a curated record